AAAGGCUGUCAGAAAAGGUUUUAAAAGAAGAAGUCAAGGCAGAAAGCAGUCAAAGGCACGGAGGCAUUUAAGUCACUGGCACAUUGUGGAAACGGACUUUGUGCUGACCUUUAUUCAACCAUUGCCAUAAUGGAUUUAGGGGAUUAUGAUCCCGGCCAGUAUGACAACUACACUUACAAUGACGAUAACGAGACCACAAUACAGGAGUCCUCUUCCCUACCCAUCACAGGGUGUUUUGAUUCGAUUAUCUGCAUUGCACUCAUUAUCAUCAACGUCGUCAUCUUCAUACUGGGCUUCUGCGGCAAUGCUGUCGUGAUUUGGAUCGCCGGCUUCAAGAUGAACAAGUCGGUUAACACCACCUGGUACCUGAGCCUGGCCAUCUCUGACUUCAUCUUCUGUGCCUGCUUGCCCUUUGGUAUCGCGAACUUGGCGAUGGGAGAGUGGAUAUUCGGCCUGGUCAUGUGUAAGCUCACCUCCUUCGUCAUGUUCCUCAACAUGUUCAGCAGCAUCUUCCUGCUGGUGGUCAUCAGCGUAGACCGCUGCGUGUCUGUGGCUUUUCCCGUGUGGGCGCAGAACCAACGCACCGUCAGGAAGGCCUCAGCCGUGGUAGUCCUGGCCUGGUUGAUGUCCAUCACGCUCAGCAUGCCCAGUAUGGUGUUCCGUGACGUGUCCGACCACCGAGGGAAGGUAACAUGCGCCAACAAUUACACCACAUAUAGACACAGCCAUAAGUACGUGGCGUGGAGCCGCUUCCUUGGAGGGUUCGUGGUGCCCUUCUUGAUCAUCAUCUUCUGCUACUCUGUCAUCAUCCUCAAACUCACAAAGAAUAAGAUGACCAAAUCGACCAAACCCUUCAAGGUCAUGUCGGCCCUCAUCGCCACAUUCUUCAUCUGCUGGCUUCCAUACCACUUCUUCAUUCUGCUGGAGCUGAACCCCCACCAGUUCGAUGUGGAGAACCUCACCAUUGGACUACAGGUGGGCACGACUAUUGCGACGGCCAACAGCUUCCUGAACCCGUUCCUCUAUGUGUUCAUGGGCAACGACUUCAAGCAGAAGUUCAAGAGUUCCCUGCUCAACAAAAUGGAGAAUGCUAUGGGCGAAGACGGCCGCACUCUCAGCCGGUACCUGUCCAGGUCCAGCUCUUAUGACGCCAGGGCCUCUACACACAUCUAGAAUGCUCCAGCUUAUGAACAUUACAAACAUAACAUCUGCUGUCUGUGUCCAGAUGGCAAUGUUUUCCCACCUAUAGCUCCUAUACGUCAAAUACAAUCAUUGAUUUGUCAUACAAAGAAUGUAGAUGGGGACGGAUAUAGCGCAGUGGCUUACGUGUUUGACUUCAGCCUUAAGGGUCUGGGUUCGAUCCCUCAUGUACACAGCCUACCUGUAAGCAUCUUUGACCAAGAUGCCCAACCCCUUUCUACUCCUUAAUGACCUGAAUCUGUAUUCACUGUAAAUCAUGUUGGAUUGAAGUGUGGUCAAUUUAAAAAUUGGAUCUAUAAAUAAUAUAUCAUGUAUUUCUCAGGUAACCUAAGCUUAGUCCUGGUCCUAGCGGUAAGAGUUGUAUAGAGUUGUUUACUUAAUAUGAUUGUUCACAGGGGUAUGUGGAAAUGUAUACUUUUAAUUUGAAUGUCUUGUCGGUUAAUAGCCAUAAUAACAGGAAUGUGGAUGUAGGAAUUUUGUGAAAUCAUUAUUGAUAUUUUAAGGAAGGAAAACCACUACAAUUCUCUGCUGUUGUUUUUGCUGAUAAAAAGAUAUUUGUCAAGGAACAUUGCUAAGUUCUACAUGAAUAUGAGAAGUAUAUAAAUAGGUAAAGACAGUCAUCGUCAUAGCUGUUUAAUUAUCGUUUUUCACGAAUACAAUAUAGCUAAAUAUAUGACCAGCCAAACAUCUAGGCAUAUUGUAUAAGGUUCUUUCCUGUAAUAUGCGUUUCAUAGAACUAUUAGGUUAAAAUAGGCAUGCUUUAUUACUUAUUCCAAUUAUAUUCAAAUAUUCCAUAAAAUGUUCUUUCAAUCCUAGAAUCAAAAGGUCAUGAACUUAUGAUUUCAUUAUCAAUAAAAAAAAUGAACCAGAAUCAAACUGAGCCAGAACUUGGCUGGUGUCUGCAUUAUUAUGAGUAAUAAGAUAAUGAGAAUAGUAUAGAUCGUCUGUAGUAAGGAAAAGUUUUUAGGAAACAUAGAGUUGGCUUUUUUUUGUCCUUCAAAUAAUUUCAGAUACUUGAAGCUUAGCAUGCUAGCCUGUGGCCCAUAGCUAUACUUUCUAUGACACUUAGGGUAGAGCUAGAUCCUUUUUUUGAGAAAGGAGAAACAUCUAAGUGAGCAACAGGGGAUAUAUGAUGAUGCUAUUAACCGUGAAACUUUUCUUUCUGACCUUAUAAGUAGGCUACAUAAGGGUUUUCAGACGAGGUUGAGUUGAUCAGAAUAACCUACAUAAAUCAAGCAAGGAAUUUCAUUGUUGUUGGUGUUAUAUGCUGUGUGAAUGCAUGCUUGUGUGUCAAAAAAUGGAAAUGCAAUUUGAAAUCUUGACCCCAGGAAGAACAGCACUCGUCUGUGUACGAGGGAUUGUUGAUCAAUAAACAUUUCAAUUUCAAUUUCAAUUUCAACCGUGAACCGUAAAUAUCACACGGAAAAUGCUGGGACGCUUGAAACAUAAACAAGCUAGCUGGCACAGAGGAGGGGAAACACGCUGACUCAAUACACUGGUAGUUACGACACUGAUU
Messenger RNA from Gadus chalcogrammus (walleye pollock), 2716 nucleotides. Its product is annotated as chemerin-like receptor 1. The record is from RefSeq and is a predicted model, not a curated record. Lineage: Eukaryota; Metazoa; Chordata; Actinopteri; Gadiformes; Gadidae. The coding region runs from base 130 to 1173 and encodes 347 amino acids. Gene Ontology annotation, cellular component: plasma membrane. Gene Ontology annotation, molecular function: complement receptor activity; G protein-coupled receptor activity. Gene Ontology annotation, biological process: positive regulation of cytosolic calcium ion concentration; chemotaxis; positive regulation of macrophage chemotaxis. The transcript is spliced from 2 exons.